Messenger RNA from Sycon ciliatum, 1429 nucleotides. Its product is annotated as cilia- and flagella-associated protein 90-like. The coding region runs from base 370 to 864 and encodes 164 amino acids. The transcript is spliced from 4 exons. Lineage: Eukaryota; Metazoa; Porifera; Calcarea; Leucosolenida; Sycettidae. The record is from RefSeq and is a predicted model, not a curated record.
UGUAUGUUACUAUGUACCUGGUGUACGGCCAUGGCAGUAAAUAUUUCCCUGUUGAAGCUGGAUACAAGUGUAUCUGAAGUAAAAUUUGUGUCCACCCUGGCUGUUGCAGGCACAGUUAGGCACAUACAUGUAUCCUUCUUAGCUAGCGAUUGAGCAUUCGUCUGUCAGGCUCAAGAUUUCUGAAGUCCGUGGCGAUCGGUCUGAGUCGUUGCUAUUUUGGUCUCGUUCGCAUAACUAACUACUUCGAGACAAACUGAAUGAUCCUUGAAGUCAGUUUAGCUGGGCCGGGAGCGGUGGUACGAGGACUCUAUUCGUAGUGUGCGACCCAUAAUCAUUGAGAUCGAGGGUUGGAGGAUUGGCGACGCAGAUAUGGCGGAAUACCCGGGUGCCGAGUAUAAGAUGUCUUCCUAUGGCUCCAAGCACUACACACCGGGGCAGAAGAAGGAACAAUGGACACAGGCUUGUGAGAGAGAAGAGAAAGUCAGGAAGCUCCACAAGGCUACAGAAAAGCAAGCGGACCGAGAAGCAGACAGGCAUCGGCAGCUGCAAGAGACUGGGAAACUUCCGACCGAGAAAGAGAUGAACGUCUUUAACUCAGAUGCUAAGGUAGGGACUGGUCAUCUCUAUGAUAAACUAUUCAACGCUGAAUCGGGGUACAAUGCCAAAUUGAAGCGUGAUGACAGGUGCUUCGACACGAACAAGCUUGACAGAUCAACGGAUGAAAGGGAUAAAGGUGUGCCAACACUGUCUUCAUCAACGUAUGGCAGAGGAGAGCCACUGGAACUUCCAUCACGGGACCAUGUCCGCGUGCAGAUCAUGAAACACUCCUUCUACCGGGCGCGCGACACAAACCUGGGUGAUUGAGGAGAAGUGGUCGUGGUUUAGUAGGUAUGUUGGCAUUGUGCAGUAGUUGGGCCAUGAUGCCCACCAUCAAUGUUAACAGAGAGUGUAGCAGAUUAUAUUCCUGUACUUCGCCAGGCUAAACUUUUCAUUACCUGGAGGAAUAUCAUGUGACAAUGUUGCCAGGUAUAUGCAAGUUAGUGUUCACUCAGACUCCCCUCCACUAUGUGGCCAUCUACAGUCACACGUUGUUUUCUUUAUCUUUUGCUACAUACAUACUGCAGUGACUUAGUUGUGCUAUGUGCUGGUGUUGACAGAAGAUGUCUUUUAGAUCCCUGAAAAUCAUUGACACCCCCCCCCCCCACACACACGCACUAUCCAGCUUGUCUACUUGAUUGACAAAUUUCUCUCACUCCGUCCGAAAUCUUGAUCCUAUACUAUCUCAAAAUCCAUGUCAUAUUUUCGUUCCAUGAGCUGUAAUAUGACUUGCAUUGUAUGUUUCUGAAGUGUUUUUGUCAAAGCCAGUCGGUGUUCAUCUCUUGCUGAGUCACCAAUAAAUUUGCCGGUAUUGCCCUGGAGUUCUUAUCUA